CUUAAUAAGAAAACAUGCUGUCUAAAAAUCUUUUGGGUCUCUUGGCCGUACUCGUUUGUGCUCAGGCUGUAUUCGCUGUUACCAUUAUUUCCAAGUCGGAAUGGGGUGGUGCUGCCGCUACCAGCAAAACUUCUCUGGCUAAUGGUUUGUCUUAUGCUGUCAUCCAUCACACUGCUGGUGCCUACUGCUCCACCAAGGUCAGCUGUAAACAACAAAUGAAAAAUAUUCAAAGUUAUCACCAGAAAACUUUGGGUUGGGCCGAUAUUGGUUACAACUUCUUGAUUGGUGGUGAUGGCAAUGUUUAUGAGGGUCGUGGCUGGAAUGUAUUGGGUGCUCAUGCCACCAACUGGAAUUCUAAGGCUAUUGGUAUUUCUUUCAUGGGCAACUAUAACAAUGAUAAACCUACUGCUGCCCAAAUCUCUGCUGCUAAGAGUUUGUUGGCCGAUGCUGUUUCUCGUGGUCAAAUCAAAUCGGGUUAUAUUUUGUACGGUCAUCGUCAGGUGGGAUCUACUGAGUGUCCUGGCAAUAAUUUGUAUAGCGAAAUCAAGAAAUGGUCUAAUUGGAAGGCUUAA
Calliphora vicina (urban bluebottle blowfly) is the source of this 572-nucleotide messenger RNA. RefSeq names its product peptidoglycan-recognition protein SC2-like. Bases 15 to 572 code for a protein of 185 amino acids. The transcript has a single exon. NCBI's taxonomy places the organism in Eukaryota, Metazoa, Arthropoda, Insecta, Diptera, Calliphoridae. Gene Ontology annotation, biological process: innate immune response; peptidoglycan catabolic process. Gene Ontology annotation, molecular function: N-acetylmuramoyl-L-alanine amidase activity; zinc ion binding; peptidoglycan binding. The record is from RefSeq and is a predicted model, not a curated record.